Molecule: messenger RNA, 742 nt
Organism: Aphanomyces invadans
Lineage: Eukaryota; Oomycota; Saprolegniomycetes; Saprolegniales; Verrucalvaceae
Exons: 4
Coding region: 113-709 (198 amino acids)
Biological process (GO): protein peptidyl-prolyl isomerization
Cellular component (GO): intracellular membrane-bounded organelle
Molecular function (GO): peptidyl-prolyl cis-trans isomerase activity
Source: RefSeq, a predicted model, not a curated record
CGAUGUGGAAGUCUCCACGGUUUCCUCGUAACGGCUGGAUCGCUUUCAGCCGUCGGCAUGCCUUUGGGCGAAGGUCGUGCCAGUCGUCGGGAUAAUCCGAUUGUGUUCCUGGAUGUUCAUGUUGGAGCCAAGCCAUUUGGUCGACUUACCAUCGAGCUCCGUGCGGAUGUCGUGCCUCUCACUGCCGAGAACUUUCGAGUGCUUUGCACAGGUGUGUCGUUGGAUAUGCCGGAUGGAAAAAGCACACGUGGCGUUCCUGCAGGCGGUGCCUUCGACGCCAUGGGCACCCCGAAGCGAUACAGCGGCUGGUGCGUACCCUGCGCUGGGAUAUUCACAGACAGGAUUCUCGACUAGUUUGGUCCACAGAGUCGUGCGGGAUUCACUCCUACAAGCAGGAGACAUCGACGGCGAAGGUGGGUCGUGCGCGUUUUCAACGCCCACCUUUGAAGAUGAAAACUUCAUCCUGCGGCAUGUUGGUAUGGGCACUGUCGGCAUGGUCAACGCCGGACCUGAUACGAAUGGGUCCCAGUUCUACAUAUGCUUCACGUCGGCGCCGUGGCUCGACAACAAACACGUCGUAUUUGGGGCCCUCUUGGGCGAAUCCAGCUUUGAGACAUUGGCGAAACUCCAUGACACGGUCGCGACCGAGUCGGGGCAGCCGCUUCAAGUCGUUCGCAUUGCUCAUUCUGGCCAACUCUACCCUGUCUAACUAUUGAAGAAAAAACAUGUCAUGAUACCGCGC